This is a messenger RNA of Hypomesus transpacificus, 4136 nucleotides long. Its product is annotated as coiled-coil domain-containing protein 18-like. The coding region runs from base 123 to 2984 and encodes 953 amino acids. The record is from RefSeq and is a predicted model, not a curated record. The transcript has 19 exons. NCBI's taxonomy places the organism in Eukaryota, Metazoa, Chordata, Actinopteri, Osmeriformes, Osmeridae.
UGUUGUUUAAGAAGUGAAAAUGAAAGUAAGGCGCUAAUCUAUUGCUGGUAAAUUGUGGAGAGAACACAAAAACGCUAAGUGAAAAAAUUGCUAGUUGGCGGCCAACAAUUGGGAAGCCAAACAUGAAGAGAUGCUAUGCUUUAACAACAGGCAACACUUUUGGUUGUCAUAUGGACUUAAUGCAACAACUAACUGAAGAAGGUUUAACUGAAGUAAAGUCCCAGGAGGAGUGUGAUGUCAUCAUAGCUUUCUGUCCCAUUAUCAGUCGUGUUGGGGCCGACAUUCAAGAUGCCUUAAGUAUAAUCCCUAAAGGUAAAUCUGUCAUCCUGGUGGUGCUGCACCACACCUUCAACACAGACUACACUAUACCUGACAUCAGCAGACAUGUGACCAGAAGUGAUGUCAUCCUCACAGUGCACUGUCUGUUCCACGACAGUCAGGGAGGACUACUGCAAUGUUUUCACAACAAAGCAGCUGUCAAAAAAUUGAUCAAGGAGCUGAUACCAUCGAAUUCAGGUUCUGUGAAAAGAAAAUUUCCAGACAUGCCUUUGCUUCGGAAAUGUAAUCCAAAAGGGGAGAAGUAUACCAGUGAAUCCAACCAGAUGAAGGGAGACCCCACUCUGAGGAGCAUACAUGAACAACUUUCCAAGAUCAAAUCCUUAAUAGAAAAUGCCAUACAAGGCCAUACAAUAAAGUAUUUCUUUAAUUCAGAUCGAAAACAACUACUGGAAAAUUGUAAGAGAGAGGUCGAUGCUCUAAUAACAGACUUGGAGGAUCAUAGCCUAAUAAAGAACUCGGAGCUAGAAGAAAUGAGGCAAAAAAUAGAAAAGUGGGACCAAUGGAAGCUAGACAUGGAGAAUUUUUACGCCUUGGUAACAGGCAACACUUUGGAUUCUCACGAGGACAUAAUCAGACAUGUAAAUAACAGCGGUUUAACUAAAGUGAAGACGCCACAGGAGAGUGAUGUCAUCAUAGCUUUCUGUCCCAUUGCUAGUCGUGUUGGGACUGAUAUUGAAGAUGCCCUUACAAAGAUUCCUGAAGGUAAACCUGUGAUCCUGGUGGUGCUUCAUCACACUUUCAAAACAGACUACACUUCCCAAAACAGCAGCAGAUAUGUGACCAGGCGUGAUGUCAUCCUAACAGUGGACUGUCUGUUUCAUGACACUGUUAAGGGGCUACUGAAAUGUCCUCAAAAUGACACAGCUGUCAAGGACAUUCUCAGGAAGCUGCCAUCUGCAGUCAAGACAGAGAGAGAACACAAAGGAGCACAAGACAGAAACGCUCAACAAGAAGAAACAAACAAACAGCAACACAGAGACAGCCUGAACAUACCAGAAAGGGAGAAGUAUACCAGUGAAUCCAACCGGAUGAAGCGAGACUCCACACUGAGGAGAAUAAAUGAACGACUUCCCAAGAUUAAAUCCUUAAUAGAAAAUGCCUUGAAAACCAAAACAAGUUUAUUUGGUUAUGGAGAAUCACACAAACCACUACUGGAAGAUUGUAAGAGAGAGGUGGAAGCUCUAACAAAGGACUUUCAAGAACAUAACCAAGUAACGGACCAACUGAAGGAAAGAUACCACGAGAAUGACAUGAAUCAGAGACAAGAACAGUUGGUCAACAAACUGAUGUUACAAGUUAAACAACCGGAAGUUAAGAAUGAAACACUUCUCAGAAGAGAACUGGAACAACUGAAGGACAUAAUGCGAGUUCAAACUGAACAAUUAGAUGAAUGUAACAAACAACUAGAUGCUAGAAACUCGGAGCUGGAAAAUAUGAGGCAACAAAUGAAAAAGAGGGACCAACAACUGAAGGGUCUCCAGGAUGAACUUUGUAAGGAAAGACGAAACAAAAUUAAAUGUGAGGAACGGCAAGUGGUGAAUGAUCCAUCAAAAAAUGCUGAACUUGCACAGCAACUGAAGGAUCUGAUGAAAGACGUUCUAAAAAGUGAGGCCUCGGCCAAGGACAAUGCACAGCAACUGACUGAUCUAAGAAACAAAACAGACAGAUUGGUGUGUGAGUAUUUGGACCGGGGUCAUGAUGAGGAGGAGAGCCAGAUGGAGAACGCUGCCAGUGAGGGGGAGAGACGGCUGGAGGGUCCGGGGGAGAACCAUGAGAAGAAGAACAUGCAGCGUGAGGGGGAGAACCAGGAGAAGAAGAACAAACAGCCUGAGGGGGAGAACCGGGAGAAGAAGAACAUGCAGCGUAAGGGGGAGAACCAGGAGAAGAAGAACAUGCAGCCUCAGGGGGAGAACCAGGAGAAGAAGAACAUGCAGCCUAAGGGGGAGAACCAUGAGAAGAAGAACAAGCAGCCUGAGGGGGAGAACCAGGAGAAGAAGAACAUGCAGCCUAAGGGGGAGAACCAGGAGAAGAAGAACAUGCAGCCACAGGGGGAGAACCAGGAGAAGAAGAACAUGCAGCUACAGAACCUCCAUGUCCCGCUGCAGGAGCAAGAGUCUGAAUGGGAGGUGAGAGACCGGAGUUUGAGAGAGAAGGAUGAAGAGCUAAAAAACAGCAUCAGAAUGGAGAAAUAUGAAGGGAGCAUGGAGAGCUGUUACACGUUUGUAACAGGACGCACUUUGGGAUCUCACAAAGACUUAAUGAGUCAACUAACGAAGGAAGGAAUAACUGAAGUUUUGACACAUAAGGAGUGUGGUGUCGUCAUAGCUUUCUGUCCCAUUGUCCUACUUCGUGCUGAGUUUGAUAUUAAAGAGGCAUGUGAAAAGAUCCCUAGAGGUAAACCUGUCAUCCUGGUGGUGCUGUCCCACACCAUCAACCUACACCACACUAUACCUGACAUCAGCAGACAUGUGACCAGAAGUGAUGUCAUCCUCACAGUGCACUGUCUGUUUAACGGCAGUGAGGGAAGACUACUGAAAUGUCCUCACAAUGAAGCAGCUGUCAAACAAAUCCUCAAGAUGCUUGCACAUACUGGUAUACUAGGAAAGAGAAGAGGAAGCAAAACAUGUCUGACAGCCCAUCACUGAAGAGACAGAACACCUCAGAGGACUCUGGCUUCAGUUUGGAGGACUGGCUGGUCCGAACAGGAAGUCAGAGGACUCUGGCUUCAGUGUUGGAGGACCGGCUGGUCUGAACAGGAAGUCAGAGGACUCUGGCUUCAGUGUUGGAGGACCGACUGGUCUGAACAGGAAGUCAGAGGACUCUGGCUUCAGUGCUGGAAGACUGGCUGGUCUGAACAGGAAGUCAGAGGACUCUGGCUUCAGUGUUGGAGGACCGGCUGGUCCGAACAGGAAGUCAGAGGACUCUGGCUUCAGUGCUGGAGGACUGGCUGGUCUGAACAGGAAGUCAGAGGACUCUGGCUUCAGUGCUGGAAGACUGGCUGGUCUGAACAGGAAGUCAGAGGACUCUGGCUUCAGUGUUGGAGGACCGGCUGGUCCGAACAGGAAGUCAGAGGACUUCUAUUAGAUAGAUAACAGGUGUGUUAGGUUGAAUAAAGAGGGACAUAACAUUCACACAUUAUUCACAAAAAAUUGGCAGAUUGAACUCAGACAGUAUUUAACUUAACCCAUUUUUUAAACUUGCAUAUAAACUUAAGAAACUCCUUUUUAUUCCUUUUCAUUUUCUGUGUAAUACAUAGUUAUGGUUAAUUUGUUUCAAUACAUUUCCAGGAAACACCUAGAGUUAACUAUUUCAGUUUAGUGUUCUACACAUCCUUUUUGUUUAGUCAUUUCUGGGUUACAAAAAUGUGUACAAUUAUGCAUUUGUAUUGUCUGUAACUCCAACCCUCCAUAUUUGAAUACUUCAUGUACCAUGGGGUACACUUAUUGUUCCCCUAGAACCUGCUAUAGUGAAACUGAGAAUUUAGAGACAAAUAAAACUGGUUUAUAUCUUUCUCCACAAGAUGGCAGGACAGAACUGGUAAUCCGGUUUCCAUCAACAGAGGAGUCUUAAUAAUAGCAGGAAUGUAAAAAUAAGUUUGAACAUGAUUAUAGUAGACGUAUGCUGUGCAUGUGCAAGUUAUGUGUUUUUUUCCUCAUUUGAAAGGAUGGGUCUGUGUUUUUCAACAGUUUACUGCACGAAAAUCAUUUCUAUAGUAAGCAUUACGUUUUAUAAUUAUUUGAAAAGAUCACUGCCUUAAACAUGAAUGUUGUUUAACAUUAAAAUAACAUUUAGAUUUA